Molecule: messenger RNA, 6343 nt
Organism: Microdochium trichocladiopsis
Lineage: Eukaryota; Fungi; Ascomycota; Sordariomycetes; Xylariales; Microdochiaceae
Exons: 3
Coding region: 124-6243 (2039 amino acids)
Source: RefSeq, a predicted model, not a curated record
ACCCUACCACGUCGCGAUCUCGAUACCUGCAACGCGAUCCUAGCUCUUGCGUCUUCGUGCUCCCCAUGUGGUCUGCUGGAGGCCGUUGAUCCAUUACCCGGGCCUUGUUCAGCCCUCGCUGCAAUGGCAUCUCGAUAUCCGCCAUCGCGCUACGACAACGACGCGAGACGGUCAAGAUCCCGAGAUCGCUCGCCAGACAGGCGCUCACUCUAUAGCGACGGCGGACCUCGGCGUUCCUCUGCAGAGUCUCGUCAGAAUAACGCCGCUUUCCAGUCAAACCGCGAUGUCUUCCGUGAUCCACUCCCGCGCGACACGCCACGAGGCCCAAAGGCCCUGAUCGAGCCUCCCAACGGCCCGCGAGGCGGCGGCUAUGCUGGUAGCGACUUCCGCGGUCGGGGUGGCCGUGGCAGAGGCCGAGGUUGGAGGGACGACAGCCGAGAUCGUGGGCGUGACAGGGAUGCCGACUUCAGAGAUCGCAGGGAACCACCCUUCCGGGACGAGCGCAGCCGCGAGCGGGAGCGUCCAGACUGGCGUGAUCGCGACAGAGACGGAGGAGGUUUUAGGGGACGGAGACUGUCUCCGCGCGGUAGAUCACCAGUAGGGAGAGAUUUCCGAGAUGUCAGAGAUCAGCGCGACGCGCGAGAUCCCCCUCCAGGUGUCGAUGCUGACAGGGCGCGCCGCGGAUCGCGCGACGGUCCGCUCUCCGCUGGCUCAUCGUCCUCCGAUCCACCUUUUGGACAGCCAUAUCGUGGUGGUUACGCUGGACGGGGGCGUGGAGGUAGAGGUCGCGGAGAUUGGGACCGUGGCCGUGGACGACCAUUUUAUGAUGACCGCGACCGUUUUGGACCAAAUGGUAGAACGCGCUCCCAGGAAGGCCGCUUCAGAGAUCGGGAUGACAGGGAUCGGGAUAGAGACCGCGAUCCACGCUUCUUCGACGUUGACAACCGCCCCCGCGACCCGCGAGAUCCCAGGGAUGACCGCGACCUCAUCCGCGAUCGAGAAGCGCGCCCAAAACUCGAUCGCACUUCGCAUGAGCCGCCCACGGUCACCAAAGAUGUAUCACCGCCACCUGUGGCCCCUGCUGCUCCUUCGUUCGGCUCUGUGCCUAACAGGACUGCGUCGACCUCCGAGGGCAGUUCGACGGCGGCAAAGGUGCCACCAACUGGGCCUAGGGCCCUGAAAGAGGAACGACCUCCCCCUCAGGGUGGUGCUACGGCAGCCACUGAUGCGAGACAGCCGCCAACUGGGCCUGCAAAAUCGUCCUAUCCAGAUGGAAGCCCUACCAUCCCUUCUGGGCCGCGAGGACUUCGCACACCAGGGCCCUCUAGCAAGCAGUGGGUCAAUCCCACGUUCAAGCCGCGUCCUUCAGACUCACCACAGCAAAGCCGGUCCAACAGCUUUGCCCAACCGCGGCCCAAUGGGCCUCAUACUGAUGCCCUUGGCAUUGAGCACCCUGACACGCAUCAUCGGCCCCAGAGCAGUGAUGCCAAAGCUGGCUCACGACCAUUCCUUGAAGGCAAGUCUGAAGCUGGCGAGGACCUAUUUCCCGCUCGCGGCCGUUCGGUCGAGUCGCCCACAGACCCGGCCUUUUCGUUCCAAGGUCGAAAUGGCAAAGCAGAGGACGACGACACGAGAAUGGAGGACGCUCCACAACCCAGUAUACGCGAGCUAUCGCCUGGAGAAAUUGACCCCGAAGCCCCCGAAGAGCCAAUUGUGCCAGAUGCGAAGAACGCACGAAAGCGUCCAACACUCAAAAUUAGCCAUGUCCACAUCUCGAUGCCACGCAGCCAAGCAAAGGCCGUUGUUGCAGAGCAAUCUGAAUCUUCCGACGACGACGACGAGAACUUUGGGGACGAGCUUGACAACGACAUGGCAGAGGUUGAGACAAAGCUCAAGAAGCUCGAAGGGCUGGAGGAGACCUUGUCAAUACAGCCUGUCGUUCGCCAUGCUAUUCUGUCCAUAGAGGCCAUCAUCAAGGUGCUAGACGACUCGCAUUCUUUGCAGGAUGUGGUUGGCCCUGUCCCCGAAGUUUUGGCCAAUCCCAAGGAGAAGAGCUUGAUCCAGCCUACUGCUGAAAAGAAGGAGACCACGCAUCCUGCCGAACAACAAGACAAAGAAAUGAAAGAUGCGACCGGGGCGGAUAAGAUUGAGCCUAAAGUUUCCGCACCUGCGAACAAUGUCCCUCCGCAGGGUACUGAUACAACAGACAAGGCCGAAGUCAAAGGCUUGCCGGCCAAGAAUGCGCCAAAAGCGCCCGCGAACGACGAAGACACUGUCAUGCAGGACGCGAGCGAAGAUGUGCGCCCUGCCAAGCUUGCGACGCCCAACCAUGAGCGCGCAAGUUCUCUCCUCCUACCGGAGAAAUUGUCAGUGCCCAGCAAUGAGCUGGACUCGGUAUCGCAAGCGGCAAGCAAACAAGGGUCAAGCAUGCACUCUCCUGCGGACGACGACGAUGACGACGAAACAGACAUUGAAGACAUCGAUCUGCAAAGCAUCCAGAUAGUGCGCGAGCACAUGGAGACCCCGCCUAUCGACAGCCUGCCUACCUUUGAUGGGAAACCUUGGUUCGACGAUGCAGCCUUCGUAAAGAGCCUCGAUGCCACGCACCACAGCCUUGACACGUUUAUCCUCAAAGGACUCAAGGAAGAAGCUGCGCGCGUCGCAGCAACCCAGGGCAAACAAAAGGAAGGCUAUGCUGCGAACUACGAGCAGUAUCUUCGAUUCACGCUAUCUGACGACCAGGACGCCGUCAAGAGCCGGAGCAAAUUCAUGUGCGUUGCCGAGGUUCCUGAUCCAGCACCAGUCAAACCGCCGACAGCGCCUGAGCCCAAGACCGAGUCCACAAGACGCAGCCGGUACGCAUCCGAACGCGACCUCGAGCGAGUCUUGGAGGAGUCGAGGAGAGUCGAAGAUGAAAAGCGAGAGCGCCGUUUGCGAGCCGAGAAGGAGAAAUACCGGACUGAGAAGGAGGCCGUCAUCCCACUUCAGUAUCAGACCGAGGAGGAGCGACAGAACGAGUUUUACGUCGACACCAGUGGUUAUAUUCCGCCGGAGAAGAUUGUCACAGCCUGGGAUGUUCUGCCGCCCAGUGUCAACUACACGGAAGAGGAGACGCAAUUGUUCGAGAAGGCCUAUCUUGAGUUCCCUAAGCAGUGGGGUCGCAUUUCUGAGAGGAUUCCCGAGAGAAACUUCGGCACCAAUAUCCAAUUCUACUACCUCAAGAAAGACGAGCUGAAUCUCAAGGACAAGCUGAAGAGACGACCUCGACAGCGCAAGAGGGGUGGUGGCCGAGGAAAGCAAAGGUCCAGCGCACUGGUUUCUGAGCUUGGUAACCGGGAGAACGAGGGCGAAGACAAUGCCGAGACUGGCGAGAACGGCGAACGACGCCGCCCACGACGAGCCGCCGCGCCGACAUUCAAUUCCGAAGCCACACCUGCUACAGACGAAGGCGUCACGCCUGCAGGCACGCCUGGCCGCCGUGGCGGUGGUUCCAGAGCUGAAGGGACUGGCGAUAAACCGGAGAGAAAGCCAAGGGGCCGUCGCGCUGCCAAAGACAAAGAGCCAAAGGCGCCGCGUGGCACUCAGACACUCGCAGCAGCACCGCCGUCCACAAAGGGCAACCGGUCAAGAUCAAGUUCACGUGUACAGAGCACAGACUGGAUGGGACAACAGCCCCAGCCUGAUCUCGGCCGCGGGAUUGGCACAUUUGAGAUACCGCAAACCGCCCCCCCUGUUGUGCCAGUGAUGGCACAGGCGCCUCCCCAAGUGCGACCGCCGCCCAUGAAUACCGAGCCCAGCAUGCCUCAUGUUCCUGGAGUUGUCUUUGAUGGUAUGGCACCACCAUUGCGACCUGAGCCACCUCAGCAGCAGCAGCAGCAACCACCACCACCGCUACAGCAGCAGCAGCAAUUGCAGCAGUUGCAGCAGCCGCCGGUUACAACACUCGAUUUGGGACAGACAACCUCGGCCGACCGGAAACCAGCAGUUCAGGCAUCAAGCUACUGGAGUGUUCCUGAAGCAAACGAUUUCCCACACUUGCUCAGGUCUUUUGGCUCGGACUGGGUUGCGAUUGCAGGGCACAUGAAAACCAAGACAGCUGUGAUGGUAAAAAAUUACUACGCGCGCCAGAAAGGCAAUAACAAGGAGUGGGAGCUGAUUGCCCAAGAGGCCGACGCGAAGAAGGCGCGUGGAGAGCCGCGACCGCAGCCUCCAAUGCCCAGCACGACUGGACCCAAGAAGCGUACCGAGGGACCUGGGAAUCGUCCACUUGCUGCAGCGGAUACGGUCAUGGAAGAUGCGCCUUUGACUAAGGUCGAACACAUCCCGACGGCGCAGUCCAUGACAGGUCGCUUUAAUGUCCCUAUUGCCGCGCAGCCGCAACCUCCACAGCCUCCUUUCGUGCCUGUCACCCAUGGGCAGCCUGUGGCUAGCGUCCACCCUGGACAUUCUGCAGGCUCGCUUGGUCAUGGGCAGCCAGUCGCACAAACCAUGUCGCCACGCGAUAGGCCUCUGCGCCAGCCAUACGGAUUCGAGAGAGAGCGGGAAGGCGGCCUUGUUCAACCACCGGGACGACGUACCCCUCUCGGCCAGAAGCACUCCCCUCACCACAGCGCCCCGAUGCCAGAACCACAUUCUAGGCAUCCACUGCCGCCCACCAUCGAUUCCCCAAUGGAUCGCCAGAGAAUGGAGCCAAAGCCUCCCAAGGAUUCCGGACGCCAACCACUGCGUGUCAAGCAAGAGCCCGACGUCAUGUCACAAGCAGAGGCAUUCGUUGGGGCAAACGGGCGCGUGCCACUUACGAGAGCAGAGCCAUUUUCUCUUGGACGCCAACCUGAAGGACCUCGGACUGUGGCGCCUGCACCACAAGCUCCCUAUGCCGUUCUCCAGCAGCAGCCGAGCCGUGGGCUGUUGGGUGAGAACAUGGCUCCUUCUCCACAACCGCCUCGUCCGAUGUCCGAGCACUCGCGAGCCAUCUCGAGCGCUAGCGCCGGCUCUGAUCCAUAUGGCACUCCUCCAGCAAGGCCGACAGCAACCCCUGCGCCAUCACGUGCCCCUGAGCCACGAAAGACUUCGAGCUUGAUGGCGCUGCUCAAUGAUGAACCUCCAGCACCUCCCAAGCGAGUCACCGAAGUGCCCGCAGCUGCGAGACCGUCACCUACGCCUCCACCUCAGUCGAGGCCGCCACCUCCGCCGGCACCGCCUUCGCAGCUCCGCAGAGACGCAUCUAUGGCUGACUCGCAGGCAUAUUAUGGACGGAACCCGCCGCCGGCGCCCUCUUCGAUGCCAUCACUGAAGCCGUACACCGCCUCACCUCAGUCACAACCGAUUGCUGCGCCAAGACACAUGGCGCCUAUGGACGCCCAGUCUGAACGCGAUUAUUACGGCGGGCGACCCAGCCAAUAUGGCGGAGCAAGUCAACCGCCGCCUGCAGCGUCACCUCCAGCGGCCCAUGCAUACCAGCCUCCUCCCGGCCAGACGCCCUAUGGACAAAGCCCGUAUGGCGGUUAUGGUGGCGCCGGCCAGCAGCCGCCCGCAGGCUCUCCACCGGGACAAUAUUCCGGUAUUUCGGCUGGUCCUCGUGGGCAUGAAGGACCAACUCAUUCUCGUGAGCCUUCUUGGGGCGCACCGCACCAAUCAGCACACUCGAUGCAACAGCAGCAGCAACAUCAAGCACAGCAGCAGCAUCCAAGCUGGGCACAGCAGCCGCCUAAAUCCAGUCAACCACCUCCCGCCCAGUCCGCAUGGGCAGCACAACAUGCCGCGGCAGCACCCAAGCCCCCGCCACCGAGCAGCUCCGUGCCUCCGCAACCGUCGUGGGCAAACACGCCACCGCCACCUCGUGGACAUAACCCUAUGGCCUUGCGCGACGUUAGGGAUGUCUACACGCCAGGUCGCGGCAUGCAGCCACCAAACCAGCCACAAUACACUCCGUCGUCGCGGGCUCCGGAGCCUGCCCCGCCGCAGCCUCCGACCGCAUAUCAGCGGUACUCUAACACUCCCGGACCUGCCAGGGACCCUCGCGAUCUGCCCCCGCAGCGGAGCUACACGCCCAAUCCUUAUGAGAGCAGGGGCUACCCGCCGCCGGGUCAGGACAUGCGCGAUGCGCAGAUCCGCGAGCAACAGGCUCAGCAGCAGCAGCAGCAGCAACAACAACAGCAGCAGCACUCGUCAUUGUUGCAGCAACAGCUUCGUCCGCCCCAGGAUGGUCGGCAUAUCUAUGAGCGUGACCGUUACGGGCGGUGAUGUGGUGGCCACGAGCAUGACUUAUGAGAGUAGUCUGGAAGCGACAUCACGGCUUUAGGAGUUAUGUGGGUCUCAAAACCCCGAUCGAACAGGGAUAAGA